This is a messenger RNA of Striga hermonthica, 768 nucleotides long. The record is from the annotation of a GenBank genome assembly. Lineage: Eukaryota; Viridiplantae; Streptophyta; Magnoliopsida; Lamiales; Orobanchaceae.
AUGAGUCAGGAAAAGCCAACAAAGAAACAGGAUGAGCCACAACCACAGCCCAUCAAAUACGGCGACGUUUUCCAGGUCUCCGGCAAGCUCGCCGGAAAACCCAUCGCCCCAGCCGACGCCGCCAUGAUGCAGGCAGCCGAGACCACCAUGUUCGGACAAACCCAUAAGGGCGGCCCCGCCUCCGUCAUGCAGGCUGCCGCCACCCGCAACGAGAGGGCCGGCCUCGUCGGCCACCGGGAAGCCUCCGAUUUUGCCGCCAAGGAAGGCGUGACGGUUUCCGAAACCGAUCUCUCGGGCACUCGCAUAGUCACUGAAUCUGUUGCUGGACAGGUUGUGGGGCAGUACGUGGAGACAAAACCUUUGCCGAAGGCAAAGGUAACCAUAGGAGAAGCCUUAGAGGCAGCUGCCCGAGUAGCCGGAGAUAAGCCGGUCGACCAGAGUGAUGCCGCCGCUAUUACGGCGGCAGAAUGCCGAGCGACGGGUUCGAAUUUGGUCUCUCCUGGCGGGCUUGCCGCCACGGCCCAGUCGGCCGCUGCCUUCAACACCGGUUUGAUUGGGGACCAAGGCAAAGUGAAGCUCGCCGAGAUCUUAUCAGGGGCUAGGAAGAAACUUGGGGCGGACAAGGUGGCUACCCGUGAAGAUGCGGAGGGUAUUACGGCUGCAGAGUUGAGGAAUGAUCCGAAUGUGGCAGUGCGGCCUGGCGGCGUAGCGGCAGCAGUCGCUGAGGCGGUGAAGAUGAACGAGGAGAAGGGUUUAGCGGUCAAGUAA